AACUGUAGUCCUCACGUGUCAAGACGAACCUAAAAUUAAACCAGCGAAUGAACAGCUGAGCGCUCGAGUGUGUGGCGUCCACACACACACACACACACACACAGCUGAGCGCUCGAGUGUGUGUUCACUGGCGUCUACUCACGCACACGCGCGCGCGCCUUUGUCUGUCCACGCGCGCUGUGUGACAAUAACACGACAACACGAUGACACGAUUCACUUAUGCUGAAUAUAUCUCCUUAUUUCGAACAAACGGCACAAAACGAAACUCAUCGCCGCAGAAAAGCUCAUCAUGUGGACGCGCAGCAGACCGAGACAUCGAGCCGUCAGAAGUGAUUUCUGCGGUGAGGAGAGGAGAUGUGCAGCGUGUGAGUGAACUGGCAUCAGCGAGUGACGCAGACGACUGGACAGCUCUGCAUGAAGCCGCUCUCUGCGGACAGACGCUCUGUGUUCAAGCGCUGCUGAAAGCUCGUGGCGUGUGUGUGGACAAACGCACGCUUCAGGAACAGACGGCUCUGAUGCUCGCGGUUCAAGGACAACACCUGGACUGUGUGAGGAUUCUUCUGGAAGCAGGUGCCGACCCUGAUAUCAGCAACAAAAACAAAGAGACGCCUCUUUAUAAAGCGUGUGAGCAGGAGAGCAUUGGCGCGGUGAAGCUGCUGCUGGCGUCUGGAGCGGCAGUGAAUCAGCGCUGUCACCGAGGCUGGACCGCACUGCAUGAAGCCGCGCGACGGGACAACGUCCAGCUCUGCCAGAAGCUCCUGCAGGCCAGAGCCACCAUAGACACCCGUAACGCUGACGACGUCACACCCACAAUAGAAGCCGCGCGACACGGAAGGACAGAAGCGCUUGCUUACCUGAUCCAGAACGGUGCUGGCGUGAACCUCCAGACGUGUGAUGGAAACACGGCUCUAACUGAAGCCUGCAGACACGGUCACAGAGAAGCCGUGAAGCUUCUGCUCCAACAUCACGCCGAUGCCAACAAAGCCUCUAACGCAGGCCUUCUGCCACUGCACAUCGCCAGCCAGCAUGGACACGAGGAGAUUGUUUCCCUAUUGCUGCCGAUCAGCAGCCGGAUGCGGUUACGGCAGAGCGGCAUCUCACCACUCCAUCUGGCCACCGAGCACAACCAUCAGAACAUCAUGCGUCUGCUGAUCGAGGCCGGGUGUGACGUCAACAGCAGACUCUCGCAGCAGCGCUCAUCCGAGUUCCAGGACCGCCGCGUCACGGCUCUGUACUGCGCCGUCGCUGCCAGGAACGCGCAGGCGGCUGAAGUCCUGCUGAACGCCGGAGCCGAUCCCAACAUAGACCCCUUCGCCCCGCUGCUGUUGGCGGCGCAUCAGGGCUGUGUGAAGAGCGUGGCGCUGCUGCUGGAGCACGGAGCCCGUGUGGACGCUCGCCCGCCGGGCCUUACCGACGGCUUCCCUGCGGUGCUGAUGUACACACAUCACCUGGACGUCCUGCGGUGUCUGCUGGACCAUGGCUGCGACGCUCAGGCCUGCUUCACAUGCCACAGACAUCAGUGUGAAGAGGACACACACUUCAACACGAGCCUCGUUAAACCAGAGGUACAGAUUUGCAACUGGAUCUCAUCCUCCUGCUGGAGAAAUUCGGCCGCUCACGUCAUUGAUCUGCUGCUGGACCAUGUGGGAAACGUUCAGCUGUGCAGCAGAAUCACGGAGCUCCUCCGGGACACACCGGAGUGGCCGAGCAUCAAGGAGAAAACAUCGUCUCCUCGAUCCCUGAUGCAUCUGUGCCGGCUGAAGGUGCGAGAGCAGCUGGGGACGCAAAGACUGCGGUCUGUGGACUCACUGCCGCUGCCGGGGCCGAUGCUGCGAUACCUGAGCUCCAGAACCGGCUCCGACCACAACACAACACCUCACCUGUGCUCUCACGGACACACACAGCUUUCUGCCAAUCAUUAAUGCUGAAAUAAGAUUUCUGCUGGGUAUUUAAAGGGUUAGUUCACCCCAAAAUGAAUUUCUGUCAUUAAUUACUCACCCUCAUGUCGUUCCAAACCCGUAAGACCUUCGUUCAUCUUCAGAACACAAAUUAAGAUAUUUUUGAUGAAAUCCACGAGGAAUAUCACUCGUCUAUAGCGAGCAAUAUAAUCAACACUUUCAAGGUCCAGAAAGACAUUGUUAAAACACUGCAGUGGUUCAACCUUAAUGUUAUAAAGCAACAAGAAUACUUUGUGUGCAAAAACAAAACAAAAAUAAUGACUUUAUUCAACAAUCUCUUCUCUUCCCUGUCAUUAUCCUUACGCAGGUGCCGCAGUAGGCACAGUGAAGGCUUCCGUGUUUACGUCCGAAUGCCGGCUCAGUAUUGGCCAAAGCUGGUCACGUGAUCAGCACGACGCAUGCGUGUGAUGCUAACGCAGGAGCCGGCCAAUAAAGAGUCGGCGUUCUGAUGUAGAACCUGGAAGUGCUGGACGUAAACAACGUAUGAGAAUGACACAGAAGAGAGAUUGUUGAAUAAAGUCAUUAUUUUUGUUUUGUUUUUGUGCACAAAAUGUAUUCUCGUCUCUUCGUAACAUUAAAGGAACACUCCACUUUUUUUGAAAAUAGGCUCAUUUUCCAACUCCCCUAGAGUUAAACAGUUGAGUUUUACCGUUUUCGAAUCCAUUCAGCCGAUCUCCGGGUCUGGCGGUACCACUUUUAGCAUAGCUUAGCAUAGUUCAUUGAAUCUGAUUAGACCGUUAGCAUCUCGCUCAAAAAUGACUUGACUCUUCUGUAGUUACAUCGUGUACUAAGACCGAUGGAAAAUGUUCAAAAUAUUACAUUCAUGUGACUGAUGUGUUUUCAUUUUCCGUCGGUCUUAGUACACGGUGUAACUACAGAAGAGUCAAGUUUUAAAUAGGAAAAAUAUUGAAACUCUUUGGUCAUUUUUGAGCGAGAUGCUAACGGUCUAAUCAGAUUCAAUGAACUAUGCUAAGCUAUGCUAAAAGUGGUACCGCCAGACCCGGAGAUCGGCUGAAUGGAUUCGAAAACGUUAAAACUCAACUGUUUAACUCUAGGGGAGUUGGAAAAUGAGCCUAUUUUCAAAAAAAAAGUGGAGUGUUCCUUUAAGGUUGAACCACUGCAGUCACAUGACUGUUUUAACAAUGUCUUUAGUACCUUUCUGGACCUUCAAAGUGUUGAUUAUAUUGCUGUCUAUGGACGAGUCAUAAACCUCUCGGAUUUCAUUAAAAAUAUCUUAAUUUGUGUUCUGAAGAUGAAUGAAGGUCUUACGGGUUUGGAACGACAUGAAGGCGAGUAAUUAAUGACAGAAAUUUCAUUUUUGGGUGAACUAACCCUUUAAUAACAGGUGCUGUGAGAUUAAUUGUUCUAUUGUGGAUCGAGUGUUUUGUCUUCAGGUUGCUUAUUUAUAACUUAAUUUAUGAUCUUGAAGUGUGUGUUUGAUGCACAGUUUUAUGUUUUAUUUUUAAGUGUCUGUGUGUUUGAUACACAAUUUUAUGUAGUUUUAUUAUCUAAAAACACAGAGUAUGAGCACAGAAUAAAGUGCUCUCCGUAUGUCAUGUGCUGCUUUGAGUGUGUCAGUGUCUUUAAUGAGCAGAGAGUGUAAAGCAGUCAAUUACCAGCUUUAAUGAGCUAAUUUAGCACAAGACCUGGAUCAUGACCAGGCUUAAUUAGUGUGACAGAACAACAUCUCAACUAAAAGAUAAUAAUAAAUACUGAUCUCUACAUCACAGUGAAAUCAUGCUGUGAAUCUGGAACAGAGAAAUAACGUGAUUUAGACUGUUAAAUGAAAACACAAAAGAAAGUCACCUGCUGUCAAGAGAACAGAAGGAUUUGUUGAAAUGCUGUGAUCAUACAGAAUCUGUCCAUCUUGAUGUCCUCGCAUUCCAACUUCACAAAAGCCAAUAAAAAAAAUCACCGCA
Molecule: messenger RNA, 3877 nt
Organism: Ctenopharyngodon idella (grass carp)
Lineage: Eukaryota; Metazoa; Chordata; Actinopteri; Cypriniformes; Xenocyprididae
Gene: asb2b
Product: ankyrin repeat and SOCS box containing 2b
Exons: 8
Coding region: 204-1922 (572 amino acids)
Biological process (GO): intracellular signal transduction
Molecular function (GO): protein binding
Source: RefSeq, a predicted model, not a curated record